AUUGUGCUGGGAGACGGUGAAAGGCGAGCGAGGCCCCGGACCUCUGUACAGUGGACAGCGGACAUUGGAAAUCUGGACAUCAGGAGUUUGGACACCAGACUCUGCGCACUGGGACACGGGCUACAGGACAUCUUAGCAUCAAACUCCCAAGGCAGCGGGUAUCAAAGACCGGGCACUCAUUGGAGAAACCCGGGACAUCUGGACACAAGAGCCCGGUGUGGAACAAGUGCAGGAUGCCCGAACCUGCGAGGAAGUCUGGCUCCUCGUUCACCAAGAAGCCCCGCAGUGUGGUGGUGACCCCGAACAGCGAUGCCACCUUUGUGGCGGAGACGGAGAAGGGGGGGAUCAAGGUGAGAUGGCAGCGCGACGGGGUGGACAUGGGUCCCAGCGACCAGUGGACCAUCACGGACGAGGGGACCAGGCACACACUGACGAUACACAAGGUCUCCAGCCUGGACGCCAAGAGCUAUGCGGUGAUCGCGGGCAGCUCCAAGGUCAAGUUUGAGCUGAAGGUGAAAGAUGAAGCUGGCAUUGCAGAGAACGUUCCCGGAGACGGCAAUGGGCAGAAUGUGGCUGCAGCAGCAAACGGCGAGGUGGCACCAGGAGACCCCACGGGAGUAAACGUUCCGGAUGCCCAGAGUGCCGGGGAAGGUGCGGGAGAAACGGGCACGCCGCAGAUUCCCGCAACCCCGGGCAAUGGCACAGCCCAAGCGACUGAGAAUGAAGGGGUCAGCGCGGCAGCUGCUGAUGGCUUGUUCCUGGAGAGGCCCCAGUCUGGGACAGUGAUGGUCGGUUCCGAUAUCACUUUUGUCACCAGGGUACCAGGUCCCAACAUCCUGAGGAAACCCAACAUCAGAUGGUUCAAAGGCAAAUGGAUGGAUCUCGCCAGUAAAAUAGGAGCACACCUACAGCUGAAAGAGAUGUAUGAUCGCCACACAAAGGUCUACACCUUUGAGAUGCACAUCAUGCAAGCCAAGCUGAAUGACGCAGGAGGAUACCGCUGUGAAGUAACUGACAAAGACAAGUUUGAUUGCUGCAACUUUGAGCUGACCAUUCAAGAGGUCCCAGUGCACGAGGAAAUAGACAUUCUGUCUCAAUUCAGACGCACUAGCACCGACGUUGGCAAGGAGUCCGGAGAGCUGGACUUCAGCGGCCUGCUGAAGAAGAGAGGGGAGGUGAAGAUGCAGUCCCAGCCCGAGGUCGAUGUGUGGGACAUCCUGCAGAAAGCUCCAGCCUCGCAGUAUGAGAAGAUUGCAUUCCAGUACGGGAUCACGGACCUGCGCGGGAUGCUCAAACGCCUCAAAGGCAUGAAGAAGAAGGAGGAGAAGAAAAGCACAGCCUUCCUGAGGAAGCUGGAGCCAGCGUACCAGGUGGACAAGGGGCAGAGGAUGAAGCUGGUGGUGGAGGUGGCCGACCCUGACGCGGAGGUGAAGUGGAUGAAGAAUGGGCAGGAGAUCAAGGUCAGCGGCAGCAAGUUUAUCUUUGAGAACAUUGGGAACAAGCGGGUUCUGACCAUCAACAACUGCUCACUGGCGGACGAUGCAGCCUACCAGUGUGUGGUGGGGGAGGAGAAGAGCAUCACUGAGCUCUUUGUACGAGAGGCCCCAGUGCUGAUCACCCAUCCGCUGGAGGAUCAGGCAGUGAUGGUGGACGAGAGGGUGGAGUUUGAGCUGGAAGUGUCGGAGGAAGGGGCUCUGGUCAAAUGGGAGCGGAAUGGCCAAGAGCUGACAAGGGAGGAGACUUUCAAGUAUCGCUUUAAGAAGGACGGCAGGAAGCACACACUCUUCAUCAACAACGCUACCAAAGAGGAUGCAGGACAUUACACCGCCAAGACUAACGGCGGUCAGUCGGUGGCGGAACUCCUGGUGCAAGAGAAACAGCUGGAGGUGUACCAGAGCAUUGCCGACCUGACGGUCAAAGCCAAGGAUGAGGCGGUCUUCAAGUGCGAGGUGUCCGAUGAAAAGGUGAAGGGGACGUGGUUCAAGAACGGAGUGAAGGUGGAGCCCAGCGACCACGUGCAAAUCUCACACAUCGGCAGGAUCCACAAGCUUGUAAUUGACAACGUACGUCCGGAGGACGAGGGGGAUUACACUUUUGUACCCGAUGGCUAUGCCUUUAACCUCUCAGCCAAGCUGAACUUCCUGGAAGUGAAAAUCGACUACGUCCCCCGACAAGAUCCUCCCAAAAUUCACCUGGACUGCCUGGGCAGUAUCCCCGAUGCCACCAUCGUGGUUGUGGCCGGGAACAAACUGCGGUUGGACGUGCCCAUCAGCGGCGAGCCCGUUCCCAUGGUGGUUUGGACCAAGGCCGACAAGGUGAUCACGGAGAUGGUGGGCCGGGUCCAUGUGGAGAAUCAUCCUGAUCACUGCGUCUUCAUCGUGGAGGGAGCGGAGCUCUCAGACCAGGGGGUCUACACCGUGCUGGUUCAGAACCCGGCUGGGGAGGACAGGGCCGACAUCACCGUCAAAGUGGUUGAUGUCCCCGACCCUCCAGAGGCGCCGCGGGUCUUGAGCGUUGGAGAGGACUGUUGUACCAUCGAGUGGGAACCGCCGGCAUUCGAUGGGGGCCAGCCCGUGCUCGGUUACGUACUGGAGAGGAAGAAGAAGAAGAGCCAUCGCUGGAUGCGGCUGAACUUUGACCUCUGGAAGGAGACGAGGUUUGAGGCCAAGCAGAUGAUUGAAGGCGUUCUCUAUGAGAUGCGAGUCUACGCUGUCAAUGUGAUUGGCAUGUCUCGUCACAGCCCUGCUUCCAAGCCCUUCGUACCCAUUGCUCCGACCAGUGCCCCCACCCACCUGACGGUGGACGAUGUGACGGACAGCACCAUUGUCCUGAAGUGGAGAAUCCCAGAGAGGGUUGGAGCAGCUGGGCUGGACGGGUACCUGGUGGAAUACUGCAUGGAUGGAGCGGAUGAGUGGGUUCCAGCUCAUCAAGGGUUAACUGAACGCAACAGCAUCAUGAUCCGCAACCUGCCAACGGGAGAGAAGCUGCAUUUCCGUGUGAGAGCGGUCAACAUGGCGGGACCAAGCGAGCCGGCAACUCUGGCCCAGCCCGUUACCAUCAGAGAGAUUGUUCAGCGGCCCAAGAUCUGUCUCCCCCGAGCUCUGCGACAGAAACUGGUGAAGGUGGUGGGAGAGACCAUCAACCUCAUGAUCCCCUUUCAGGGCAAGCCCAGGCCAAAGGUCACGUGGCUGAAGGAUGAGCAGCCUCUGGACUCCCAGACCAUCAGCCUCCGCAACAGCGACAGCGACACCGUUCUGUUUGUCCGCAUGGCUCAGCGCCAACACUCGGGCACCUACCAGCUGGAGGUGCAGAUCGAAAACACCCAGGACAGAGCCAGCAUCCAGAUCCAGGUCAUAGAUAAGCCAGGACCCCCUGUGAACGUCAAGGUGGUCGAGGUGUGGGGGUUGAAUGUUGCACUAGUCUGGCAACCUCCCAGUGACAGCGGCAACAGUGAAAUCACUGGCUACACCAUUCAGAAGGCGGACAAGAAGACAAUGGAAUGGUUCACGGUCCACGAGCACUAUCGUCGACUGCAGUGCUCGGUGUCAGAGCUGGUCGUGGGGAACGAGUACUUCUUCAGGGUUUACACUGAGAAUCUGUGUGGCCUGAGUGAGGAUGCCGGCAUGUGCCCAAAGAGCGUGUACAUCCAGAAGCCAGGAACUGAAUACAAGCCACCCAGCUACAGGCAGCACGACUUCAACGAAGCGCCCAAGUUCACCCGCUCCCUGGUGAAUCGCUCUGUGAUCUGUGGGUACAAUGCCACCCUGAGCUGUGCCCUGCGAGGGAGACCCAAGCCCAAGGUGAUGUGGUACAAGAACCAGAUGGACCUGUCGACUGACGCCCGCUUCAGGAUGUUCAGCAACCACGGGGUGCUGACACUGGAGAUUCGGAAGCCCUGUGCCUUUGACGCUGGGACCUACAGCUGCCGAGCCGUCAACACCCUGGGUGAGGCCGAGAGUGAGUGCAAGCUGGAGGUCCGAGGGAUGUAGAAUCCUCGUCGGUGCAUUGCCAGAGCCGCAGAGUGGAGCGAGGUGGCGAGGUCCGAAGAGCUGAAGACCAGCGUCACACUGAGCCUUAGUCCAGGGCUCAGGCUGCCUGACCAGUGUUGAGUUGGUUCUUCUCACCUCUAGUUUAGUCACGGAGACUUUGUGGACAUAUGUGUGUUUUCUGUCAUCCACUUCAAUGUUCGACACCCUGGAAUGGUGAUACUGGCCCAGCUCUGCUGCUUCUGAUCACUUGUAUCACAUUUUAUUCUGAUGUGCACAUGAACGUGUGUUUGUAAUUGGUGGGAGGUGAGGGGAGAACAUGUUCUUGCUGCGGAGACUGUAGUGACUGUAGCAUGAUUUGGCUGUGGGAGGAACACUGUGUCAGAGCAGCUCUCCUUUGUUCAGAGUUGUGUGUUACAUUAGGAGUCCGAUUGUGAUGUACUGGACACCUCUGCACACAGAAAUAAACCCUUCCACCACUU
This is a messenger RNA of Leucoraja erinaceus (little skate), 4468 nucleotides long. It is a transcript of the gene mybpc3, whose product is annotated as myosin binding protein C3. Bases 234 to 3989 code for a protein of 1251 amino acids. The record is from RefSeq and is a predicted model, not a curated record. Lineage: Eukaryota; Metazoa; Chordata; Chondrichthyes; Rajiformes; Rajidae. Gene Ontology annotation, molecular function: protein binding. The transcript is spliced from 31 exons.